Molecule: messenger RNA, 396 nt
Organism: Candidula unifasciata
Lineage: Eukaryota; Metazoa; Mollusca; Gastropoda; Stylommatophora; Geomitridae
Source: the annotation of a GenBank genome assembly
AUGGUUAUUGCAGUGUGGCUGAUCUACAUUGCUCUUAUUUCAUGGGGUCGUAUGCAAGAUAAACAAGAUGAGAUAAAGACAGCAUUAACAGUGCUGGAUGACAACAGAGAAGAGCAUAAUUACGUCUACUUGAUCUGUGUAGUCACUGGAUGGUCCGCUUCAUCAGCUACCACAUCAAACGUAUUUAUUACUUUAAAAGGAUCUUGGUACCAGAGUGAAAACCAUGUGUUACAAGAUCCGUCUCGGCACCUCUUUCGGUUACAUCUAAUUUAUCUCACUCCUCAGUCUGGUGCGGAGAACUGGUUUAUGUUAACAACAGACGAUGACUUAGGAGAGCUGAACUCUGUUGUUAUCUGGACUGAUUUCUCCGGAGCCUACCCUUCCUGGUUUGUAUAA